AUGGCCACGGACGCUAGCGGACCGCCAUGGGUGCAAGCCGUGCGGGGACGAUGCCAUCGCUGGCUUCAUUUUACGACACUCUCGCUGAGUCUGCUGGGCUCGCAGGUGGUGUGGAGCCUGGAGCUGGCGUACGGCACGCCGUACCUCCUUUCGCUGGGUCUAUCCAAGUCCGCUACGGGAUACGUGUGGAUGGCUGGGCCGCUCAGUGGGCUCAUUAUGCAGCCUGUGCUGGGCUCUCUCUCUGACUCAUCGAUGUCGCCUUUCCGCCGGCGCAAGUACAUGAUCGGCUCGAGCGCCGUCGUGGCGCUUUCGACGUGCCUCAUUGCCUUUUCUGAACCUUUAUCGCUGCUUGUGCUGGAUGCUAUCGGCAUCGGACUCGGUGAUUGGGAUCCUGCGCGCCGCAAACAUGCUAGAUAUGUCAUGCAAGUCCUGAGCAUUCUGGGCUUUUGGAUCUUUGACUUUGGCGUCAAUGGCCUGCAAGUGACAUCUCGCGCGCUCAUUCUCGAUCAUGUGGGCGUCGCAGAACAGAACGAAGCAAACGCUUGGCACGGUCGCAUGCUCCAUGCUGGCAACAUGAUCGGGUACUGGUGCGGCUGGGUCGACUUGGCGUCGUGGCCGUCCCUCGCAUGGAUAGGGGGCGGCCAGUUUCGGCGCUUCGCUGUGGUAAGUAUCGCGUGCAUGUGUGUAUGUGUAGCCAUCACAUGCGUGUUUACCCCCGAGCACUGCACGAGAAUGGGUGCGAAGCAGCCGUCCGAGGGCAUGGUGAAGCGCCUCCAUGCUUCGAUCCGCCAGGUAUGGAGCGUGGGCCGCGCUCUUCCUCUCUCCAUCCAGCGUGUAUGUCUCGUGGAGCUGCUGGCUUCCAUGAGCUGGUUCCCUUUCUUGUUUUACAGCACUACAUACGUGCUUGAUAUGUCGCACAAGAAACACAAGCACCACUCUGACGCCGAUCGGCAAAUCGGCAGCUUGGCCAUGCUGUGCUUUGCCAUACUCGCCAUGAUCUCAGGUCUCAUUUUGCCGAGCAUUUCCUUGGCUGGACGCACGAAUGCGUCGUCUGUGGCCGAGCCAGAGCCAUGGCGCACACGCAGUCUGAGUCUGCGGACGAUCUGGACGCUCGGCGCUCUCUUUCAGGCUAUCCUCAUGGUAGGCACGUUCUUUGUUCGGAAGCAAGCACACGCCAUCGUGCUGGUGAUGCUGAUGGGCAUCCCAUGGAGCGUAUGGAUGUGGGUACCGUAUGCUAUGAUUGGCGAGUUUGUGCGUGAAGCGGAAAAGUCCACCGCAUUCUCGCUGUACGAUGAGCAAUGGCCCGCACAGCGCAUCAUGGAACACCAGAAACGCGCGAGUCUCCAAGAGUCCGAGCAGCAUGCUUAUCCACGACGUUGGCCGAGCACAUUUGACAGCUCCUUGCGCUCAUCAUCCAUUCGCAGUGUGUCAGGGACUCAUGGGCCGUCGAUCGUAUCACGCGGCCCUGAAGUCGUCCGCCCGGACGAUGGCAACAUGCUAGAAGACAGCACCAACGGAGGCACUGUUUUGGGCAUCCACAACUUGUCGAUCGUGCUGCCUCAGCUCCUGAUGGCUUUGAUAGCCGCGCUUGUUUUUCGCUGGACCAAAGGCGGGAACGGAGACGUCGCAUGGGUCCUUCGACUCAGUGGCUUCGUGGCGCUGGGGGCCGCGUGUCUCACGCGCUUCGUGCCACUCACACUCACGGAACGCAAGGCACGCCAUGCCGGUUACACACUUCUCCCUGAUGACGACGAAGCGGGUGCCGCAGAUGCUGAAGAUCGUAUGGACGAUUCUACUAAUGAGAGUUUGGAUGCCGAUCCAAACGAUGAGAGCAUGGAAUAG
Messenger RNA from Malassezia restricta, 1842 nucleotides. RefSeq names its product solute carrier family 45, member 1/2/4. The coding region runs from base 1 to 1842 and encodes 613 amino acids. The record is from RefSeq and is a predicted model, not a curated record. Gene Ontology annotation, cellular component: membrane. Gene Ontology annotation, molecular function: sucrose:proton symporter activity. The transcript has a single exon. NCBI's taxonomy places the organism in Eukaryota, Fungi, Basidiomycota, Malasseziomycetes, Malasseziales, Malasseziaceae.